UCGCAUUUAAACAAACACGGUCCUGCCGAAGAUGGCGGAGAGUUUGUAGAGGCGUAAAAAGAAACUGCUCCACUCAAUGAAAGCGUCGAAGCCGGAGAUGUUAAGACAUUGAAGCAACACUAGACCCUGAAUGGAGCUUGACUGGGGGUUCUACUGGUCAAGGGGCUGAUAUGCGCUGAAGAUGAGUGGCGUAGGAGACAACUCGCUGGAGCCGCUGUGCUCCGACCGCAAACGUAAACUCUCCACCUGCGACACGCCGGGCUUAGGGUGUGACAAGCGUCGGAGGGAACAGGAGAGCAAGUACAUCGAGGAGCUGGCGGAGCUCAUCUCUGCCAAUCUCUCCAACAUUGACAGCUUCAACGUCAAGCCUGACAAAUGUGCCAUCCUCAAAGAGACCGUGAGACAGAUCAGACAAAUAAAAGAGCAAGGAAAGAGCUCUUGCAGUGAUGACGAUGUCCAGAAGGCGGAUGUCUCCUCCACUGGUCAGGGGGUCAUUGACAAGGACCAUCUGGGACCACUGCUCCUACAGGCCUUGGACGGAUUUCUGUUCGUGGUCAACCGAGAUGGCAACAUUGUGUUUGUGUCCGACAACGUGACGCAGUACCUGCAGUACAAGCAGGAGGAGCUAAUCAACACCAGCGUGUACAACAUCAUCCACGACGAGGACAGGGAGGAGUUCCACAAGAAUCUGCCCAAGUCUAAUGCACCAAACGGGGCAUCGUGGGGUGGAGAGGCACCCCGGCAGAAGAGCCACACCUUCAACUGUCGCAUGCUGGUCAACUUUGUUCACGGUCAGAGUCAUGUGAUGUCAGAAGAGAGGCCGGGGGGCCAACGCUAUGAGACCAUGCAGUGCUUUGCCCUCACUCAGCCCCGAGCCAUGAUGGAGGAGGGGGAAGAUUUGCAGUCAUGUAUGAUCUGUGUGGCGCGACGCAUCAUUCAUGUAGAGAGGACGGAGAGGUUUAGCACUCGCCAUGAACUGUCUGGUAAACUGAUUGAAAUUGAGCAGCAGUCCUCUCUAAGCACCACUAUGCGCCCGGGCUGGGAGGACCUGGUGAGGCGCUGCAUGCAGAUGUUCCUCAAUCGAAGUGAGGGACAACCAUGGUCCUACAAACGGCACUAUCAAGAUGCUUUCCAUACUGGUCAUGCGGAGACCCCUCUCUACCGCUUCUCGCUCGCUGAUGGCACCCCAGUCACAGCCCAGACCAGGAGCGACCUCUGCAGGAAUCCCAGCACCAACGAGCCACACUCGUACCUCUCCACACAUUUGCUACAAAGGGAGCAGAAUGGUUAUCGAGCGAACCAGGGAGCAGCUAUGAGGCCUCAAAACAUGCCUGUGAACAACCCCAACCAACAAAUGAACAUGGGCCCUGCGGGGAGCAUGGGCAUGAACCGAGGCUACGGCAUGGCGGAGCAGGGCAACAUGCCACAGAGAGGGGCGCCGCCGUACUCCGGGGGCAACCGUAUGAACCAGAUGAAUCAAAUGAACCAGAUGAAUCAAAUUAAUCCCAUGCAUCAGAUGAACAGCAUGGGUCAAAUGAAUCAGAUGAAUUCCAUGCAUUCAAUGAACUCCCCCAUGAACUCCCCCAUGAACUCCCCCAUGAACUCCAUGAACCAGAACCAAAUGGGGCCCAUGAAUCAGAUGGGCCACCACGGCAUGCAUCAGCAGCAGCAGCAGCAGCAGCAGCAGCAGCAGCAGCAGCAGCAGCAGCAGCAGCAGCAGCACCAACAUCAGCAGAUGGGUCAAUUCCAUGGAGGAGGAGGUGGAGGCGGACCCGGAGGUGGAGGAGGGUACGGGAUGGGGAUGACCAGUCCCCCCCAGGGCAGUCCAGGGAUUAAUGGCCCCCAACACAACAUCAUGAGUUCACCUAGAGUCAGAGGAAGCCCAAAGAUGGGUUCCAGCCACUUCUCUCCUGGAGGUCUGAACUCUCCCAUGAGCUCUGGUCACCCCGGUAACUCUGGAGGCGGAUUAGGAAGCACCACCUUCUCCAGCAGCUCUUUGAACGCCCUCCAAGCCAUCAGUGAGGGAGUGGGUAACCCGAUGCCUUCCCCUCUCAACUCUCCUCCCCCUCACAGGCCGGACAGCUCCCCGAGCAUCAACUCCACCAAUCAGGCAGCAGGGGGGCCGUGUAAACCUAGCCUCCCGGCCUACUCUGACUCUAAGAGCCCAGGCAGCUCACUGGGGGGUGCAGGAGAGUCUCAGCAACAUCCGCACACCCCCACAAGCGAAGGGCUUCCCGACAAGCCCGACAGCCAGGCCAGUAGAGAGACAGGUCCUGUCGGGGGAGACUCCAACCGACGGGUCCCGGACACCAAGAGCCACAAGAAGCUUCUGCAGCUCCUCACCUCCCCCACGGAUGAGCUGGUGCCACCUAAUCACACACCGAGCUCUGGACCCUGCUCCACGCCCGAGGCUAAAGAAGGAACAGCCGGCGUCACAAGCCCCUCCUCCUCCACGGGAGUUUCCUCAUCCACUGGCGGAAACCACGGCGCCGUGUCCUCCUCCGGCGCACAUCUGACCAGUCAGUCGCUGCAGGAGAAGCACAAGAUCCUCCACAAGCUCCUGCAGAACGGGAACACUCCCGACGAGGUGGCUCGCAUCACAGCCGAGGCCACUGGAAAGAGCAGUCUGGAGGCCGGGGCAGCGGAGCCGGGGCCCGCAGCCGCAGGGGGGGCUAGAGGACCCGAAUCAAAGCAGGAGCAGCACAGCCCGAAGAAAGAGAAGCCCCAUGCCCUGCUUCACUACCUCCUCAACAAGGAUGACUCUAAAGAAAGCGGGGAUGUCAAGCCAAAGCUGGAAGAGCUGGAGGGGAGAGUAGCUCAGGGGCCAGGGGUCACCAGCUCGGACCCCCACUGCAUGGAUGGGAAGGUCAAAUUGGAGCCGGCUGAUGAGGCGGAGACACUGGAGACCAUUCUGGGGGUCCCAAGGAACAACUCUAGCUUCUUCUCUGAAACGGACUCCAGAGCAGUGAAGGAGGCAGGAAACAAACCAGGAAAUAUGCCGGACAGUUUACAUGACGGGGUAAGAGGCCCCAUGCCUCCAGCUCAGCGUAGUGCCUAUCAGAGAGCCUUGUCCAUGGAUUCCAAGCCCAUGGGAGGAGAAGGAGUGGUAGGAGGGGGGCUGGCCGGCAGAAGAAAUGUCCCCUGUCCCACGCUGAUCAAACAGGAGAAGAUGGAUACGCCGAUCCGACCCGGGCCCAUUCCCAACGGCUUUCCAGGGGGCAUGGGUGUGUGUCCGCCACGAGGCAAUCCAACAAGAGGUAUGGGCAGAGGUAUGGGAAUGCCUCAGAGGCCUCCCAUGUCGGCGUCAGGGGACUGGGGGAUGCCGAGGUCCAGCGGCAGCCCUGUGGCCGGACCAGGACACCCUGGCAUGGGUCGCUCCGGUCCAAUGGGAGGACCCAUGAUCAACCGGUCCAACAGUGUUCCCGGAAAAACCCGCUCUAUGCUGCAGCAGCAACUCAUGGAUAUGGGUUCCAAUGAAGCCAAUAUGGGUAUGAGCCCGUUCGGUGGGCACGGCCCCACACCUCAGUCCCCCUCCUGGCCGGACUCUGCUAUGGGAAUGGACAGACCAAAGACUAACACAACCAGGGACCAGUUCGGGCACCCCCUGGAAGAGCUGCUUGGGCCUCUGGUCAACAGCGAGGGCCCGAGUGAGGAACGGGCACUUCUUGACCAGCUGGAUUCUCUGCUCAACACCACUGAUGUUAUCGCUCUGCAGGAGAUAGACCGAGCCCUAGGCAUCCCUGAAAUAGUAGGCCAGAACCACGGACCUGAAGGACCGGAGCGAGUGCCGGUUCGGCGCCCACAGUCGGAGCCUUUCCCCGGGCCCGAGUCCUCCUUAGGCAUGGACCAAAAACCCAUGUACAGCCAAGGGUACCCUGGACCCCCGGGGCCCUCCGCUAUGGGCAUGCAGCCUGGUUAUGGUGGCAACACCAUGCAGGGCCAGUCUCCAGGAAACUUCAACCCCAUGAUGAAUCAAGUGGGCCAGACUGGGGGCUUCCCUAAUAUGGCUGGUGGUAUGGGGGGUAUGGGCAACCCGCGCGCAAACAUGAUGCGACCACGCAUGAUGACCGCCACCAAGCCUCUCAGAUUGCAGCUGCAGCAGAGACUGCAGGGACAGCAGUUUAUGAACCAGACACGACAAGGCAUUAAGAUGGAACACUCUGCCGGAGGAAACCCUGCCAUGCAUUCAGGCAUGCAGCCAGGCAUGCAGCCCGGCAUGCAGCCCGGCAUGCAACCUGGCAUGCAACCCGGCAUGCAACCUGGGAUGCAACCCGGGAUGCAACAAGGAAUGCAACCUGGCAUGCAGCCCGGCAUGCAGCCCAACAUGCAGCCUGGUCAGCCUGGUUUCCUGAACGCGCAGAUGAUGGCUCAGCGCAGCAGGGAGAUGAUGACCAUGCAGAUGAGGAGGCAGCGGAUGAUGAUGUUGAUGCAGCAGCAGCAGGGGCAGGGCCAGGGCCAGGCGGCAGCAGCAAGACGCUUCAGCCCUCCUCCAAAUGUCACCGCACCGGGAGGCAUGGAGAGCCCCAUCGGAGGCCCCGCCAUGAACCAGCCCGGACAGCAGGGUUUCAGCUACGGAGGUAACUACGCUGCAGGGAUGAACCAGCAGGGGGACCCAUCGUACAUGUCUCCUGUUAGCAGCCCACCAGCGAACAUGAUGCAAGGACGGAUGGCAGGUCCUCCUCAGACCAACAUGAUGCCGGGGAUGCAGGGAAAUCCCCAGGGAGGGGCAAUGUACCCGUCCGGAGACAUGAAAGGCUGGACACAGGGCGCCAUGCCCCGCAGCAACUCCUACCCCCAGCAGCAGUUUCCCCAGCAGGGCAACCAGGGCCAGUUUGGACCCAUGAUGAUAAACAACUCCAUGGGUGGAGCCGGGCCAGUCAGUGGGGCCGGUGCAGGACAGAUGGGCCAGAUACCAGUACAGCGGCAGAGCCAGAUGCAGGGCCCUAUUCAAGGUCAAAUGCAGGGUCAAAUGCAGGGCCAAAUGCAGGGCCCAAUGCAGGGUCAAAUGCAAAGCCCAAUGCAGGGCCAGAUGCAGGGCCAGAUGCAGGGCCAGAUGCAGGGCCAGAUGCAGGGCCAGAUGCCGGGACAGAUGGGCAUGAACCCCAUGGCAAUGGGCAGAAUGCAAAUGGGACCUGAUCAGAAGUAUUGCUGAGGACCGGAGGCAGAAUCUGGAGCCUUUCAGCUGCAGCAGAGCGGUCCGAGCCCUGAGAACAGCUGGACCUACACACACACACAAAAACACACGCAGUAAGAGCUCUCCAGCAUUAUCUGUGACACAGACAGACCGCUCAUCCAGGACAUGGGGCAUAAGGACUAAAGUUGGGCUUCAUCCCCGAUUGAAGCCUCACAUACUGUUACCCUGUGAAGGUGAUGCACAAACACAAAGUACAAGUGUGUGUGCGUGUAUGUGUGUGCGUGUGUGUGUGAGCGCAUGUUUGUGUGUGUGCUGCUGUCGGGCAGUAUUCAGCGUCACGGCCAGGCUGCAGUACGGGACUAUGGUACAACGAGCUGUGGCUGCACUUUACCAGGAAGCUUCUGUGUGGAACAAAGAUCGAUGCAAUAUUUCUUCAUCAUUACAGCCUUACUAGAGAUUCAAUGCCUUCACAACAAUGGGUUUUCUUUAUUUCUACUUUGGAUGCGCCUCAUUCUUGAAGUCAUCGGAAGCUAUAAAGCACAGUUAUCUACGUUAUGCAGAUCGGAGCAAUAACUCUACGCCUCUAUGCUUUAGACUGUAACUGAGCAUCCUAACACCUGUUAUAAGCAAACACAUGGUACUGCAGUAUUAGAUGUCUCUGUGAAUAUGAAUUGUAAAUAUUCUACAAAAUAUAUCAAACAUGCUUUUUAAAGGCCCAUUAUUGCACAAAGUAUGAGACCUGGUUGUAUUUUUGUGUCCCAUAGGUCAAUGCCUAUUUGGUUGAUUUUUAUUAUUUUUUUAAUGCCGUUGCAAAUAUUGCAGGUGUGUUCGGGGGUUUCCUUCCCUUGUUUGUCUUUUUUCUGUAUGCUGUAUUUUUUAAAUUUUCCAAAAAGUCAUGUAUUCCAUGUUUUAGCGAGGCACUUUUACUUGUGACGAGUCGAAGGUUUGAGCUUGUCGGAGGUUUCAUUGGAAGAUGGCGGAGGUGGUUGAUUACGUUAAGCAAAUGAAAUUAUUUUUGGGGGUUUUGUUUGAGGGGAGGUGUAUGGGUUUUGUCUGCAGUACAGUAAAGAGGAACGCGCUCCUCAAUGUAACCUUGCAAUGUUCUCCCCCUCCCUGUUGAGUGUAUUUUAUUCAGCCCCAUCUUCUGUUGACUAUCAUCCUCAUCUUGCCUAAUCUACCUUUUUCAACAUGCGCAAUCCAAAGAUAUUUUUCCACAUCUCUGUAUAGUCUCCGUGGUUUCUGGUGUACAUUUUUAAUGCUUUUAUUCGUCUGAAAGUAAACGGGGUACAUAUCAUGGACCUGGUUUUUGUACUGUAAGCAUACGGAGCAAGUUCCUUCGCAGUGAGAGGCGUUCAAUGCAGAGCGAAGAGGACCGGAAACUCUCAACAGAAUGUUUUUACAUCCAGGAAAAACAAACGAAGCAUGUUUUGCUGUAAAAGAGAAAUACCAAUGGAACGCAAUCCACUUCAAGACAUAUCAGUAUCUCUUCUAUCUUUCAGGAAAUAACAUCAUUUUAUGUCCAGAUCCUUUUUUCUUUUUACUUCAGGAAAAAGAAACUCUGUAGAGUUUGAAUUGAAGUGCAAAAAAGAGGCAAGAGAUCAUUUGGUUUGUUUUUACGUUAUUUCAUGGUAAGAUAAGCUGUCAUUUUACAGGAUGUAUAUUACAGAUUUUUUCUGUUGUUGAUAUUGAUGUAAAUACAAAUUUCUAUUUAAACA
Molecule: messenger RNA, 6849 nt
Organism: Eleginops maclovinus (Patagonian blennie)
Lineage: Eukaryota; Metazoa; Chordata; Actinopteri; Perciformes; Eleginopidae
Product: nuclear receptor coactivator 3-like
Biological process (GO): positive regulation of transcription by RNA polymerase II; cellular response to hormone stimulus
Cellular component (GO): nucleus
Molecular function (GO): nuclear receptor binding; protein dimerization activity
Source: RefSeq, a predicted model, not a curated record